Macroventuria anomochaeta is the source of this 1474-nucleotide messenger RNA. Its product is annotated as alpha/beta-hydrolase. The record is from RefSeq and is a predicted model, not a curated record. The coding region runs from base 182 to 1474 and encodes 430 amino acids. The transcript is spliced from 3 exons. Lineage: Eukaryota; Fungi; Ascomycota; Dothideomycetes; Pleosporales; Didymellaceae.
CGACGACUGAAGAAUGUGUGUAUCAUCAAUCUCAGUCCUCGCAAUCUUCUGAUCUGCACGCUUUCUCCUUUGAGCACACUCAAGCCAUCCUUCUCCCCGUUUCGACGUUUACCUAUCGGACGAUCCUUCUUCAUCGCAAGGUUGAUAAGGCUGAGAUCCAAGAGCUAGAGCCGGUAUCACAAUGUCGUCCCAAUACUUCCGGUUAGAUGACCACAAGAUAGAAGCGUCGCAUAUCCGCAGCUUCCCUAGGGCACUCUCGACACACGAAAACGAUGUAUUCCACCUUGCUAUCAAGCAGUACACACCGCUCAACAACCCCGCCCCGCAAGACGGAGACAUCACAAUUAUUGCGGCACAUGCCAAUGCGUUUCCGAAGGAACUGUACGAACCACUCUGGGAUGAACUUCUUCAAAGAAGUCAAGGCUUUGGCUUCAAAAUCCGCAGCAUCUGGAUCGCAGACGUCGUACAUCAAGGUCACAGCAGCGUUCUAAACGAAGACAAGCUAGGGAACGACCCAUCAUGGCUCGACCACAGCCGCGACCUCCUACACAUGGUCAAUACCUUCGCACGCCAAAUGCCCCGCCCCAUCAUCGGUGUCGGCCACUCCAUGGGCGGCGCGCAACUCGCCAACCUCGCCCUGCUCCACCCGCGUCUUUUCGAAUCUUUGAUUCUCAUCGACCCUGUCAUCCAAGGCAAAAUGACUGUUCUCGGCAACGUUUCUCCUGCAUUUGCGUCAGCAAAACGGCGAGAUCUUUGGCCCUCGCGCGCCGAAGCAGCGAAAGGAUUCAAGAAGAGCAAAUUCUACCAGACCUGGGACCCGCGGGUCUUGGAUCGGUGGAUCGAGCACGGCUUACGCAAUGUUCCGACGAAGCUGUACCCAGAUGCAAAAGAGGGACAGGUAACACUUUCGACGACGAAGCAUCAGGAAGUCAUGACGUUCCUGCGCCCCAACUUCAGAAACAGAGGGGGCGAGACAGAACCGGAUUCUGUAGACUUCACGCUGACGAAUCCGAAGCUGAAUCGUAGAACGCAUGCGGAUCUAACGCCGUAUGAGCAGCCGCAGGAGCCGUUCUACAGGGGUGAGAGUACGAUCGUGUUCAAUCAACUGCCUACUUUGAGGCCGUCCGUGCUGUAUGUGUUCGGAAGUCUAUCGUUCUUGACGGACGAUGCUAUUAUUGAGGAGAAACUGGCCAAAACAGGGUCUGGCGUGGGAGGAAGUGGUGGCAGGGCGGAGGGCAGGGUAGAUAGCGUUAUGGUGCAGGACGCGGGGCAUUUGAUCCCUAUGGAGAAGGUGGAGGAAAGUGCUGAUCACAUUGGGAAAUGGAUUGGAAAGGAGAUGGUGAGGUAUCGGGAUUGGGAGAAGAAGACGCAAGAGGAGUGGGGAAACAAGAAGGGGAUUGAAAGAAGUGUGUUGAGCGACAGGUUCGUGGAGGAACUUAACGGCUUGAUGGUGAGGUCGAAGCCGAAUCUGUAG